GUACAUCAACAGGGGCUUAUAGGCUAUUCCAUCUUGAUAUAGCUUUGAAAUCACUAAUUGCUAAUUCGUGAUUAGGAGGAUAAUUCUAAGAUAAUAGUUAUGUGAUUAUUUUGAGAGGAUUGUCAUCUAGUAAUCUCAGAGGACCUAUGUAUAACUUGCAUUAUAUUUAAGUGUUGCUUUUGGUGUUUUUUUUUUGGUAUCAAUGUUCCACUUUUGUCCUUCUAUCCCUGUUGGGAAUGGAGUUGGUGUAGGUGUCAGGAGAUAAUCAUGGCCCAAAGGAUUUAAUAAGUUAGUUGAAUUCCACUGUCGCAAGACAUUUAAUUGUUAAUGGUUAGUGUGAAAUCUGUGGAGUCAUGAAGAAGAUGGGAAGCUGCUAACUUAACUAGAGGUAGUGAUAUUAUUUUAUGUCAAGACUAUAGUAUCAUGUCUGUUCUCGGUCUUGAGCUUGAUCUUCACUGCAACAUCAUGCCAAGCUGUUUCAGUGACGGAAACACUGGGAGUUUAUUAUCCUUUGGCUGCAUCAAUUUGUUUGGUUUGUGGUACCAUUCUCUUUCAGUUAUGAACCCUCCCCUGAAUUAUGAAGUCCCUUAUGUUGAACAGUUCAGAAAUAGGUUUCUCAGCAUGGUUGCUGAGUAAAAUUCUUUGAUUUAAGUUGCAGUUGUGAAAAUUUAUUAUGUAAAUGCAUUUAUCUUUCUGAAACUGAGAGCUUUUGUGCAUUUUUCGUUUUAUUUAUGCGUCUUUAUAGAAGAUUAGAGUUCAGACAAGCAGUGAAUUGAUAGCCCCACAAUGGGUAAGCUCUGUUAAUUGUUAAAUGCUUGUAUUCUUAUUGAUAGGCGAAGCAUCAGUACAGGAUUUCACCAGGUAGAGUAUCAUCUGAUGCCAGGGGCAACGAUUUCCCAUUGCUUCUGGAGGGGAAGCAGAAGGAUUCCCCAAAGCUUGAAAACAAUGGAGUUAGAGUACUUACUAAAGCACAAAUUGAUGCAGAGUUAGCUCAAAUGAUGAGCAUGAGUGCGGAAGAGGCUGCUGCAGCUGCUACACAAGCAGUUGCAGAGGCAGAAGCUGCUACUGCUGAGGCAGAAAGGGCAGCUAGAGAUGCGGAGAAGGCUGAAGCAGAGGCAGAAGCGGCACAGUGCUUUGCUGAAGCAGCAUUGAAGGCAUUGAAUCCUCGAACUGUCCGUGUGUGGUGGAUCUGGAUUGCAACAGCUAGGGUGUGCAUCUAUCCAGCUUAAAUGUCACUGUAGAUAUGUGAAUAGAUUUGUAAAUAUGGAUAACUGUGUCCAUUGGCAGGUGAUAUUGAAUGUCAUUGGCAAGAGAGCAAUUUUAGUCUUUUAUUUUUGUACA
Molecule: messenger RNA, 1341 nt
Organism: Nicotiana tabacum (common tobacco)
Lineage: Eukaryota; Viridiplantae; Streptophyta; Magnoliopsida; Solanales; Solanaceae
Source: RefSeq, a predicted model, not a curated record